Ustilaginoidea virens is the source of this 1350-nucleotide messenger RNA. RefSeq lists its product as uncharacterized. The record is from RefSeq and is a predicted model, not a curated record. The coding region runs from base 1 to 1350 and encodes 449 amino acids. Gene Ontology annotation, molecular function: glucan endo-1,3-beta-D-glucosidase activity; 1,3-beta-glucanosyltransferase activity. The transcript has a single exon. Gene Ontology annotation, biological process: cell wall organization; carbohydrate metabolic process. Gene Ontology annotation, cellular component: extracellular region; cell surface; fungal-type cell wall. NCBI's taxonomy places the organism in Eukaryota, Fungi, Ascomycota, Sordariomycetes, Hypocreales, Clavicipitaceae.
AUGCAUCUGCCAUCUGCUCUUGCUGCCGGCACCCUAGCCCUGGGUGUUUCGGCUGGUUCCAACUACCUCGGAUUCAACUCAGGAGCAACCCUUCCCGACCGAUCUGCCAAGUUCAAGAAGGACUUCCUUGCCGAGUUCAACACAGCACAGAAUCUUGAGGGCGCCCCUGGUGACUUCAACUCGGUCCGACUUUACACAAACAUUCAGGCCUACUCCCAAGAUGACCCAAUCGAGGCCUUCGAGGCUGCCAUUGAGACCAAGACCAACCUGCUGUUGGGAGUGUGGGCCUCUGGCACCGACAACAUCAACAAGGAAAUUACCGCCUUGAAGAAGGCCGUCACCAAGUACGGUUCCAAGUUCACCGACUUGGUCAUUGGCAUCUCCAUUGGCAGCGAGGACUUGUACCGCGACUCUCAAACCGGUCUCCGGAACGACGCCGGUAUCGGCAACAGCCCCGCCAACAUUAUCAAGUUCAUCAAGGACUACAAGGAUGCCUUUGCCAACAAUGCCUUGGGCUCGGUCCCAGUUGGCCACGUCGACACGUGGGAUGCCUGGACCAACUCCUCUGCCCAAGCUCUCAUUCAAGUUGUCGACUGGGUCGGCGUCGACGAGUACCCCUACUACGAGAGCGGCAAAAACAACACCAUCAAGAACGCGGGCCAUCUCUUCGACAAAGCCUACAAUGCCACCAUUGGUGCCGUCAACGGGAAGCCCGUCUGGCUCUGCGAAACUGGUUGGCCAUCCAGCGGUCCCAAAUGGGACGAUGCCGUCGCUUCUGUCGAAAACGCCAAGUACUACUGGGAUGAAGUUGGUUGCCGCAAGCUGUUCAAUAAGACGCCUACAUUCUGGUACACUCUUCGCGACUCCAACCCGGAUAACAAGGCCAAGUUUGCAAUUACCAAGGACCUGUCCACCAAGCCUCUUUUCGACCUGACCUGCCCCAAGUCAUUCGACACCAAGCCUGAGACUUCGAGCGCUGCCAGUAACUCCACCGCUUCUGCUACUGCUACCGCUACCGGUUCUGCCUCCGCCUCCGCCUCCGCUUCCGGCAAUGCUUCAGUAACCAGCGCUACCAAGCCAACCUCCACCUCCAGCUCUGAUGGAUCUAGCGGAUCUGGUUCCUCUAGGGGCAAUGGCGGCAAUGGCGGCAAUGGCGGCUCCGGCUCCUCUGGCAACAGCGGCAGCGGCAGCGGCAGCGGCAGCGGCGGCAACGGGGCCACUUCCAGCACUUCUUCUGCCAGCGGCGCCAUCAACUCUUCCAAGCCUAGCGCGGCUGCCUCUUUCGAGAAGCUUUCCGGAGCCGCCUACCUCGCUCUGGCUGCUAUUGCCGGUGUGGCUGUCUUGUUAUAG